This is a messenger RNA of Funneliformis geosporum, 333 nucleotides long. NCBI's taxonomy places the organism in Eukaryota, Fungi, Glomeromycota, Glomeromycetes, Glomerales, Glomeraceae. The record is from the annotation of a GenBank genome assembly.
AUGUCGAAACUUGUCGAAACCCAACUGCCAAACCAACUUUCUCCAGUUGUUUCAGUUCCGUUGGAAGACUUGAAACCAUAUUCUUUUGAGAUUAAUGAAGGAGGUUCUCAUAAUACUUCUGCCAGAAAGGCAAAGUAUAACAAUAUUAGGGAUGCGGUUGUUCAUUCAGAUAAUGUAAUCGAGAUCGCUGAUGAUGAAAAUAAAACAAAUGAACCUGAGGUCAUAGAUAUAGAUAAUUAUAUACCAAAAAAUAAUAAACGAACUUAUACGAAAGAAGUUGAAGUCAUUGAGUUGUCGAAAAUGAUGAAGAAGAACUUCCUUCCAAGAUUAUAA